Molecule: messenger RNA, 6772 nt
Organism: Nylanderia fulva
Lineage: Eukaryota; Metazoa; Arthropoda; Insecta; Hymenoptera; Formicidae
Source: RefSeq, a predicted model, not a curated record
UGCUUUUUUGCCGGUCCGGUCCGCGACAGUAUACGAGUGCGAAUGUUAACAGUGUCGAGUAUCUUUAUAUGGUUAAUCGUCGCAUAAGUCCGAUCGCGCGUCUCUGGUCGUAUUUCCGUGCCGUCGUGUCGAAAGUCGUUGGGCGACAUGAAAAGCUCGUAAUCAAGUACGUCGCGACGCGCCGCCAUGUUGCUCGGCAUCGUACGUUGGGUCUCUGCCGUGAACCGUCGAGUCGGAAAUACUCGGCAAAGAGCGAGAAAUACAUAUAUUCAUUGUUCAUUAUCGAAAUACGCGACGACCGCGAGUGUAUAUAGUGCUCGAGAAAUGCUCCUUUCGCCGGAUUCUCGCUCGAGGAGCUGAAAUGGUGCAAUCGCGAAAUGGUGCCGUACGCAUUCGCGAAAUGGUGUCGUGUGCAAGGUGCUCGGACGAUUUCCGACAUUCGCCGGUAGUCAUUUCGAUUCUUAUCUAUCGAAUUUCGGCGACAUUUCGACGCUCCGUUGUUCGGAGUUAUCGCGCGUGGAAGCUCCUGCGCGAUUUCCGCGAUUUCUUCGUCGUCAAAUAGUGAGUGGAAAAAUAUAGUGAAGUGCCCAAAUCUGGAAUAAGUGAGAUAUAAAAUAUAUAAUAAAGUGCAGUGGCCAAUUUUGGAAUAUCAGCGAAAAUAUAGUGAAGUGCCCAAAUCUGGAAUAAGUGAGAUAUAAAAUAUAUAAUGAAGUGCAGUGGCCAAUUUUGGAAUAUUAGUGACCCCUAGUGCGUCGCGAGGGAAUUAGCUGUCGUUGUUUGAUGAGACCCCCCGAUAGGUGGCUCUUGAAGUAAGUGGUGACGCGAAAAUGGAGCAUCGUGCGCGAAUAAGCUCUCGCGAUUCUCUUUUCCCGAAAAUGUGAUAAUAAAAACCCGAACGUCGCCGCUCGUCGCGAUCGAAAAAAACAAGUAACGCGAGUGCAAGUGUUUCGAAGUUUCUUCUGAGAGGAGGAGGAGCCCCGGAGUGGCAUCGGGUAACGGCAAAGGUACUACAUGAUGUCACACUACGAUAGAAGUACCUGCAAUCAAAGGACUGCGGUGAUUGACCAUGAAAGACAGUUUCAAGAAGAUCUGGAACGAGCUCAAGCCCUCAGUUUGGAAAGCUUGGCUCUAGAGAAAUUUAGAUUAGAAAAAUUACGCUCGGAAUUCAGUAAUGUGGAACAAUCAUGCAUUACGCAGAACAAUGUAUGCAAUAGUGCUACAUCGGAAACAGAUUGUUCGCAAAGAGAAAGAUCUCAAUGCAGAAGUCGACCAAGACCAGGAUCCAUUAACAAUCAAACAAAUCAAAAGAAUACUGUAAUAUUAGCACCGCCACCUCCAAUACCAUGUAGAAGAAAUUCAACGGCCACUGCUGCAAGUCAGGGUCCUUCUAAUGACUUAAUCAAUUUUACAAGUUCUGUGAAGCAGGAUAAUCUGGCUGACUAUUGCUCAGCCCCACCUCCACCUCCUCCAAAAGCACCAAUAGAACCUAACUGGGAUACACACCCAUCAUUAUUGAAGAAACAAUCAAGAGUGUCUCGAAGUAAUAGCUCAGCUGGCGCAUAUCAUUCCAGAGAUUUUAGAUAUCAUUCUCUUUCUCCAGGUCCGCGAUCUUCCACAGCACCAUGUACACCAGGAACACCGGGAAUUAGUCCUAUCAUGUCAAGAGCUAAUAGUGUUAGCAACAAUGUACCUGAUAUUGCACCACAGCCUGCAUGGAAAUUUAUUAUCUUUAACCAUCUUUUCUUCAGACAGAUUCCUCCAUUGCCUGCAAAUUAUAGACCAACUGUUGCACCUGCCAUGUGUGCCCCGGCAAUACCGGUAUUCUGUAUAGAUGAUGAACAGUUAAACGUGUUAAAAGUGAUAGAAAAGAAACCAAAUAGCAAUCUUAUAGAUUUGAAUAGUUUUGAGCAAACGGAAGACAAAACAAAUGUGCGAGUUAGCGUAUUGGAAGCGUUUGAUCCAUUACUUAUUAAAACUGACAGUAGAAAUGAUCCUACGCAAGAAAAUAGAGACGAGUUGCAAUCGCAAGUUAGUGGCAGUGUAUACGAUCCGUUCGAUCCAUUUGAUUACAUGUACAGCACAAACGAAAGCGUUAACUCGGAUCCAGUUUAUGCUGCUGUAGAAAAAUCAGCAAAAUCCCCGGCUAUGUCGCCAGCUGCACCACCCCCAUUGCCUCCUCGCAAUUCGUCUGCAUGGAACACCAUAGAAAGACGAAAAACUUCUUUAGACCGUCGACAAAAGCGUCAAACACGAUUGUACGAGAAUGUAACUGUCAUAAAAACCAGAUCAUCUCUUCAUGAUUGUGAUCUGAAGGCAUUUCAUAAGAUGAUAAAGUCUAUACGAAGCGAGUUUCCGUUUAAUAAUCCCACUACAAAUAUUGGAUAUGUAGUUAGCCCAAUAAUGGAGAAUUUAUAUCCAGAUGGCACAAGUAUAAAAUUAGUAGUUCAUCCGCAAUUAGUCAAUAGUGAUAAAGAUCCUACAGCAUCCAUAUCUUUUACUUGCAAUGUGAAUUGUAGCGUUGAGCACGUUAUCUUGAAUGUUGCUUGUUCCUUAGAAGAUGAGGAUACAGUAAACGUAGAAAAAUAUUGUUUAAGAGUAUGGGGCCUGGCUGAAUAUCUCGCACCUAAUACGACCUUAGCACAAUAUGAAUACAUACAUCAAUGCAUUAAGUUAGAAAAGGAUAUUGAAUUAGCUAUAAUGAGCAGAGCACAAAUUAAACAGUCACUUGCUAGAACACUGCAAGAUGAUAAUUGUGAUCAGUAUCUAAAAUUAGAAGAUAUUCUACCAAAUGAACCUUUGCAGCCUAUUUCGUAUGAUACAUUAAUUAUUUUACUAGAAACAGUAGAGAAAGAAAUGGAACGCGUGGAAAAUGCUGCGUUACAAUUGGUGAAUACAAAUCAAGGUUCUGUUCUACUACCUCAACUUCAACCACAUUGCGUGGUGCAAGCAGUAAAAGCGGUGUGUGCCUUAAUGGGAAGCAUCGAGACGUUCGAGAUCACCGAAGCUGUUGACAAUUUUGUAAAUGCUUGCUGCCAAUUUCUACCGCAAUCUCACACAGCCAACAUAGAAUGUAAAAAGCCCGAAAUCAUACACGAGGAUGGCGAUUAUGCUGUGGUUACUUUGAGAAAAAAGUUUCCCGAUGUGAUUUCUUCGCAUUGUCAUAAAAUUCGUGAUGCUGUUCAAGAACUUGUCGAGACGUACUGUCAUGCGUUUAGAGUUGAUUUUCAAUUAAAUACCAAAGGAGACUAUCCGACGAAUACAUUAAUUUCGUCGGAAGUAAUUGAUACUAUUCUGGUACGGGUCGGAGCUCUACAUAGGUUGCCAACUACGUGGAAACACGACGAUUAUAUAGUAGCAGCUCAAAUCUUUCAUGGAACUAGACCGGUAGGAAAUCCAGUUUUAUCGGAACCGAUGACAGUCAGCACAAAUUUUUAUCCAAGAAUUUUAUUUAAUUCAUGGUUGGAAUUUCGCGGAAUAAGUGUCUGUCAAGUACCAAGGGAAGCCAGACUUGUAGUAGUUCUUUACGGCCGCACUUUACAACCUGCCGAACACGAAUCAAACUCGUCCGCAGAGAAUGCGAUGCAGAAGGAAGAACUCGGAUGGGGUGCUAUACAGUUCUUUGAUUAUGACGGUGUUAUGAGCCAAGGAAGUUUUUUUCUGUCUCUUUGGCCAGCCAUUGCAGACAAAAGAUUAGGCCCAGCACCGGCACCUGGAAUUCAUCCAUGUGGUGAUACUCAUCCCAUUAUAGGCUUAGAAUUACCUGAUUAUGGAGGAAAGGUGUUAUUCCCCACAGAGUUGAGAGAUUAUGAUGUGGAAUCGCUAGACUUUAAUUCGUUAGAUCAGAAUACACAAGAAUUAUUAAUAGAUAUUACACAGCAGGAUACAUUCUCUAGACCGCCUAUUGAUGAAAGGGAAAUUUUAUGGGAGAAAAGACAUUACUUGCACGACAGACCCGAAGCUUUACCUAAAGUAUUAUUAGCUGCUCAUAGUUGGGACUGGGCAUGCUUGCCAGAUUUACAUGCUUCACUCAGAGUUUGGAGUUUGCUGCCUCCGGUACAAGCUCUACAAUUACUUUUACCAUGUUUCCCAGAUAUGAAAGUUAGAGAAAUGGCAGUUGGAUGGAUUCGCGAAUUAAGUAAUGACGAACUUGUCGAUUAUUUACCGCAAUUACUUCAAGCAAUGAAACACGAGACAUAUGAAGCUUCACCUCUUACUCGAUUCUUGUUAGAGCGUGCCUUAUUUUCACCAAGGGUGGCUCAUCACAUUUAUUGGUUGCUAACUCAAGCGCUGCCAGGACAAAGUCCCCAGAAUUCUGGUGAAAUCGCUGUAGAAGAUGACAAAGCUAUCAGUUGUGCUCGUUAUCAACGAAGAUUGCAAUUAAUGUUAAGAGCUUUACUCGCAGUUAUUGGAGAUGCACUGAGAAAAAGUUUCCUGACCCAACAAUUACUAGUUAAAAAUCUACAUGAAGUAGCUGAAAAUAUCAAAGUUACGAAGGAAUCGUUACGAAUGGAGACGCUUAAAAUUGGUUUACAAAAUAUACACUGCCAGUUAAUGGAAGAUGACGGCACGUGUUUACCACUGUCUCCCAGUAAGUUAGUAUUUGGCAUCAACGUACAAACGUGCUCCUAUUUCUCAUCGUUCACUCUCCCGUUGAAAAUUAACUUCAUUAGUUGCGACAAUGUAAUAAGUCCGGCAAUCUUCAAGGUCGGCGAUGAUUUACAACAAGAUAUGUUAACUCUCCAAAUGGUACGCAUUAUGGAUAAGUUGUGGUUAAAGGAAGGCCUCGAUCUGAAAAUUGUCACUUUUGCCUGCGUACCUACCGGUCACAAACGUGGAAUGAUAGAGAUGGUGACGAAUGCAGAGACAUUACGAAAGAUCCAGGUUGAAUUUGGGCUAACGGGAUCGUUUAAGGAUCGACCGAUCGCAGAGUGGCUAGCGAAGCAUAAUCCCUCGGAGUUGGAAUAUGAAAGGGCGGUGGAGAAUUUUACUGCCUCUUGCGCCGGUUACAGCGUCGCCACUUAUAUCUUAGGAAUUUGUGAUAGGCAUAAUGAUAACAUUAUGCUAAAAACGUCUGGUCAUUUGUUCCACAUCGACUUUGGAAAAUUUCUUGGAGAUGCGCAAAUGUUUGGAAACUUUAAGAGAGAUCGAACGCCGUUUGUGCUGACAUCAGAUAUGGCAUAUGUUAUAAAUGGUGGUGAUAAACCUUCGGCAAAAUUUCAUCAUUUCGUGGAUUUAUGCUGUCAAGCUUUUAACAUAGUGCGAAAACAUGGAAAUCUGAUUCUUCAUCUUUUUGGACUGAUGACUUCGUCCGGUAUUCCUGGGGUAACUAUGGACGCAGUGAGUUACGUACAGAAGGCUCUGCUUCCCGGACAAACGAAUCCUGAAGCAGCGGCAACUUUUGCUCGAAUGAUAGAAAGUUCGUUGAAAAGUUGGUUCACGCAGUUCAACUUUUUCUUGCAUAAUCUGGCGCAGCUCAGAUUUUCCGGAGAUCAUAGCGAAGGAGAAUUGUUGUCCUUUAUUCCGCGCACGUACACAAUGCAACAGGAAGGUCAAUUAACAAGCGUGCAAGUUCAUGGGUAUCAAAAACGUUACGAUCCGGAAAAAUAUUACAUGUACAUUCUACGAAUACAACGAAAAGGACAACCGGACCCGACAUAUCUAUUCCGAUCGUAUAAAGAGUUUUGUGAAUUUUACCAGAAAUUAUGCAUACAUUUUCCACUUGCUAAAGUAGCCAGUUUACCAAGUGGAAUAAGCGUGGGACGGUCUAAUAUUAAACAAGUAGCUGAUAAACGGCGAGCAGAUAUAGAGAAAUUCCUUGUAAGUCUAUUUAAAAUGGCACCCGAAAUAUCUCAAAGUGAUCUGGUUUAUACUUUUUUCCAUCCAUUGCUGCGAGACCAACAAAAUGCCGACAUACGUUUGCGUAAAGUUAAAGUUGGAAAUUGGUGGGCCGAGAAGAGAGUCAGAGAUAACGUACAAAGCGGUCAAAUCAAGUUGUCUCUUCACUACACUCGUGGCACUUUAUCCGUCAUGGUCUGUCAUGCCCGAGGACUUCCUAAAGUCGCUAAUGCUCAAGAGCCAAAUACAUACGUGAAAGUAUAUCUUAAACCCGAUCCUACAAAAGUGACGAAACGGAAAACGAAAGUAGUAAAGAAGAAUUGUCAUCCAUCAUUUAUGGAAAUGUUGGAGUACAGAAUGCCUCUAGAAGUGAUUAGAGAGAGAACACUCGAAGCAACGAUAUGGAAUCAUGAUACAUUGCAAGAAAAUGAAUUUCUCGGCGGUAUAAGUUUACCACUCGGACGUCUUGACUUGACAAACGAAACUAUUGAAUGGUUCCCAUUAGGUAGUGUACGAUGAGGCGAGUACGAAGACUGUUCCAGAAUAAAAUCUCUUAAUGCUCAUAAAUAUUAUCAUUAGGAUAUACAGGAAACGUAACGCACAACAUUAAAACUUUUUUAGUAAGCACAAGCAAGUGCAAUAAUCACUAUGUUUCUCAAGAUAAAAAUAAUUGUAAUUUACAUAGUUUUGUGCAUCUCAAGCCGAGUUUCGUUUCUUUAACGAAGUUCAAUAUAAUAAAUAUUAAAAAUUAUGUGAUAUCCAGAGAAGAGAUAGCUAUAUAUAAAAAAGUAGAGAGUAAAGAGAGUCAACUUCUACAAAGAUCGCUUUAAAAAGUUAGUACACAACGAUUAUACUUAAAAAAUAUCUGCACAUGCAUGUAUCUAAAUAUGCAUGUGCAUAACAAAUAGAAAAAAAUGUUGCAAAAAUUUUAAAUUAU